AUGUCCGUGCCCAGACCGGGGGACCGGGAGUUACGGUGCAAAGCGGUGAAAGUUCGCUCCGUGAGCGAUAGCCGGAAGUACGGGGUGGCAGCCCGCAGCCUGGAGGAGCUCAUAGCGAGAUCCUGUCACUAUCUGCAGGUGCCUGUGGCCUCAGCGCGCCUUUGCUUGUCCUCUGAUGGGACACUUCUCACCGAGGACACAUUUGAGACUCUGCCUGAACACUGUGAGCUUGUGCUGCUGUCCCGGGACCAGAGCUGGAAGGGCGUGGUGAGCGACCUGGAGCGGCUGCUGACCACUGCCCAUCGACAGCAGCUGGUGGAGGCUGUGAGGAGCCUGCUGCAGGAGCAACACUCCCCACACUCUGCACCGAGACACAAGCUGCUCCGGGACAUGCUCCGGAACCUGGACGAUACAUCGGACAUGGAGAGCCGAGAGCAGGACCAGCACUGGUUUACCGGAUUGGAUGCUCGGUUUAAGACCAAGUCGUCCUACAUGAAGUUCAACUGUCAAAGCCGGAUCCGCAGCUACAUGAAGGAGGUGAGCGAGGCCUCGAGGGGCAUAGAGAAGGCUCAGAGCAGAGAACAGUUUGAACAGACGCUGGAGAGUCUGGGACACAUGUUGAAGCAGGACCAGUACAACGGAGCUUACUUUGACCGCAGGGCAGAGCAGCAGAGCAGGCUGUGCACGGCUCAGGGCUGGUUCACCUGCCAGGGAGCGUUUGAUGAAGCCCUGUGCCCCUCACUCCACUCCAUAAACCCGUACAGCAGCAGAGAGAGCCGAGUCAUGUUUAGCACCUGGAACCUGGACCACAGGAUGGAGAAGAAGCGCAGCAUCAUACCCACUCUGGUGCAGUGCCACGAGCAGCAGCAGAGCUCCAGCAUCAGCCACCAGUACUUCUACGAGCUGCUCUUCACCCGCAACAACCUCAAACUGGUGCACACUGUCUGCCACAAGAAGGGGGCCCAUAACCUGCAAUGUGAUCCGGCCAAAGUCUACAGAGGAGCCAAAACGGCCGCCAAAACGGCUGGCAGAACAGGAGCCAAAACAGCCGCCAAAACGGCCACCAGAACGGCCGCCAGAACAGGAGCCAAAACAGGAGCCAAAACAGGAGCCAAAACAGGAGCUAGAACAGGAGCCAGAACAGGAGGGGACCAGGGCCAAAGAAAGGCUGGAGCAGCAGGCAAAGGGUUGGCCCGAGGGAAGAAAAGGAGGCUGUGCUGA
Molecule: messenger RNA, 1221 nt
Organism: Knipowitschia caucasica
Lineage: Eukaryota; Metazoa; Chordata; Actinopteri; Gobiiformes; Gobiidae
Source: the annotation of a GenBank genome assembly